AUGGCUCAAACUCCUCCUGCUACGCCGCAAUUGACCCUGCUGUACAGCAUGACGGCUCUCCUGGGGACGAGAUUCUCUCUCGGGCCUAUUCCGACGGGAGAUGAGCGCAUUGUUAUUCCCAUUGUAGGCGGGACGUUCACGGGUCCCAGGAUGUCCGGCAAAGUCCUCGAUCUAGGCGCUGACUGGCGCCUCACCGACGCCAACGGACGCAUCCGCCCAGAUGCACGUUACAACAUCCAAACCAAUGACGGUACGUUCAUCACGGUGCAGACUGAGGGGCGGCCCCCGCAGUCGGACGGGCGCACGAUGCUGGCGGGCAAGUUUGAAACGGGGAUGAAUGGGACGUAUGCGUGGUUGAAUGAUGUGGUGGGUGUGGGUGUGUUGACGCGGAAUGGGACUGAGAGUGUGAGGAUCGAUAUGUGGCAGGUGAGUUGA
Dothidotthia symphoricarpi CBS 119687 is the source of this 435-nucleotide messenger RNA. RefSeq lists its product as uncharacterized. Lineage: Eukaryota; Fungi; Ascomycota; Dothideomycetes; Pleosporales; Dothidotthiaceae. The coding region runs from base 1 to 435 and encodes 144 amino acids. The transcript is spliced from 2 exons. The record is from RefSeq and is a predicted model, not a curated record.